AUGACAAAUCAAUUUUACGAAUUAUCAUGCUACAAUACAAAUAAAAAACUCCUUUUUAUUGCAGUGAAAUACUUGCGCGAGGUGACACCGUACUUCCGUAAGGCUUCGAUUAUCCAGGAGGUCGGAUGGGAGUUGCAGCGCGGUUUCCUCAGCGCGACGCCUCCCCCACCAAAGUCACCACCACGAGCCGACACGCGUUACCUGCCACUCCAGCUCUGUCGACUCACGAGAUCACACCCCUCCUCGGAUCCUGAAGGCCGCAUCCUGGAGCUCCACUCCCCGGACGGCGUCCACGAGUGCUGGCUCCGAGCAUCCGACAACACCGAGGCCAACGUCUGGUUCAACGCACUCCACUCGGCCCUAGCCGCCCUCACUCUCAAGGCCCUUCGAUUGGCCUCGGCACUACCCGACCCGCCGCAACUCCAGCACAUCGGCUGGCUCGCCAGGAGGCACUGCAUACAGAACGGCCGAGCGAGCAGCGAAAGCAGCGAGGACGGCGCCGGGAGCAGUGCGGGCACCUCGCGCUGCGCCGGAAGUGGCUAUGGCUCCGGAUGCGCCGGUGGAUGGCGCAGCAUCUUCGGGGCUGUCUCCGGUAGGGAGCUCAGGCUCUACGAGUGCGCGCCUUGGAGUCCCGAGGCCUGGGCCUCCCCUAGCAUCACCUGCCCACUUAUCGCCACCAGGCUGGUAUCAUCGCCGUCGAAGCCAAGCGAGCCUUCCUGCAGCACCAGCAGCAGCUCCAACGUCCAAUAUGGCGCGACCUUCGCGGUCCGGGUCGGCACCAUCGACGGCGUCGUAACCCACAAUCUGCGCGCGGAGACGCGAAGGGAUCUCGCCGCCUGGGCCCGAGCUAUCGUCCAGGGCUGCCACUCGGCCGCCCACUCGCUCCGAGAAUACACCGUUCGUUGUGUCUGGCAGGGUCGAGCCUGUCAGCUGGUGGUCCACCAUGAGGACGGCUUCAGCCUGUAUGUCGCGGGUACCCGGGGCAUCACCGGGAACGGCAUCAGCCCGGGCUCGCCACCGCCGACGCCACUCUGGCGACGACCUUUCGAUAAGCUCAGGAUGUCGGCGGAUGAUGGUGCGAGACUUCUUUGGCUUGACUUUGGUGGCGACGAUGCCGAGAUCGAACUGGAUCUGGAAAGCUGCCCGAAGCCCAUAGUUUUCGUGCUGCACAACUUCCUGUCCGCGAAGAUACACCGACUCGGAUUGAGUGCAUAGGGGUACGAGGGGACCCCCACGGAGGUCCCCGAUCUGCCACCCCACACCACAAGAUCCGUCACCAGCGUAUUUCUCCACUGAAUUUUGUUCGUAACCUUCUUUCCACCGCGCUCCAUCCUCCUGCGCCGCCCCUCACAAGGAUAACCACAUUUCUCUCGAGCCAAUCGAUCAAAACUAGAAUUAAGCACGAGAAAAUACACUAACGAUUGUCUAGAGUCUCUUAAGAUAAUUACGAUUGGCGCUAGAGGCUUCGUAAAAUCUCCGUUACAAGACAUCACCGAAAGUUGGCUUACGUGCCUCUAUUAUGCCCAAGUACGUGAACAAAGAGGGUCGAUGUGCGUGCGCGUGUGCGUGUAGAGAUAAGCCAUGCCAAACGUGGAGGCAAUUAUGUGCGAAUCGAAGGCAUAACGAAACGCGGUUAACUUGAGCUGCACUAAAGGCGUCGACAUAAUCGAGCCCUUAAAAUGACUCGAGGCGAGUUUAAUGCAGGAGAAAGAGGAAUGAGAAAUAAAAGAAGAACAAUAACAAGCAAUAGAAGAAAGG
Messenger RNA from Ceratosolen solmsi marchali, 1758 nucleotides. It is a transcript of the gene Syn1, whose product is annotated as Syntrophin-like 1. Bases 1 to 1215 code for a protein of 404 amino acids. Gene Ontology annotation, cellular component: dystrophin-associated glycoprotein complex; intracellular anatomical structure. The transcript has 7 exons. NCBI's taxonomy places the organism in Eukaryota, Metazoa, Arthropoda, Insecta, Hymenoptera, Agaonidae. The record is from RefSeq and is a predicted model, not a curated record. Gene Ontology annotation, molecular function: structural molecule activity.